CCCUAUUGUUGCAUCCGCUUUCGCUAGGACAAAACGGACGAUCAUAGCUAGAUCUCUUCUCGCCUGUGAGCAAGGUGUUUAUUACUGAAUCUUAUUAUUAUCAUUAUUCCAACCAUAUUUAUAUUGCCUUGCCUUUCUCAUCAGAGUAACCUCACCAUGUCGAAACGCGGAACAGAAAACCAGAUUACCAAGGAUGAUUACGAAAGAGGCGAUGAUGAUGAAAGCACGCCACAAUUGGGUGCAUUCAGGAUGGCCUCAACUGAAGAACUUUCAAAGAGAACGAUAAAACCUUUACGACGUUCCGCAGCCAGGGGUGCGUCAGUUGCAAAUGAUGAUGGUUCCAAGAAAGGACCUUCACCGUUUGCUUCGAUCGGCAUAACACCCUCAAACUCCACCUCAUCACAAGUAUCAGCUACCACCUCAUCAUCAUCAGUCACCACAUCAGCGAACCCUUUUGCGGCAUUCACCUUCGGAGCACCUCCAGUUACUACCGGUGUCGCCACUACAAAGCCUAUCUCUGAAACAGGGGGCUUUACGCCUACAACAGCCGCACCCACAGUCACAGCAGCGCCUAUGACAUCACAACCCAACACGGGCAAUGUGUUUGCUGGGUUUGCAGGCCUCACACCAAAGACUACUGGUGACAAUAUGACAACUACGCCUGGAAAUUCGUUUGCAAACGGCACCUUUACCUUCAACAUUGGAAGCAGCGCCAAGCUUGAGCCAACACCAUCAGAGAAUCAAUCUUAUGGCGCUAAUACAGCUUCUUUUGAUCGGGAGGGUUACCAUAACGCAUUACGCGCCGUCAACCAAACAUUCUUGAAGAAAAUUCAAAAGGGGCUGGAAGAUAACCCAAUCCUUAACUUGGCUCAGGUCUUUAAUAAGUAUAUUGUUCAUCGAGCCAAAGCUAGGAGUAAAUAUUUAGGAGUUGAGGAACCUAGAACGAUCAUACUCUCUCCGGGAGGCAAUGCGAAGUUUAGAAGAGCAGAGUCUUCUGAAUCGGCUAGCAGUUCUCCACCUGGCAUAGGAUCGAGCAAGAUCAUUAGGGUGGGUUCCGAAUCUGAAGAAGUGCCUCAGACAGGAUUUGGCUUACCUAUUGAUAUUACAGCAAAGUCAUCAUCAAUGGUGACAGAUGCUAGUAAAGAUGAGGGUUCUCCUACACGUACACCGCCUGGCACUUCCGGUAUUUCUUCCACACUAUCAACGUCAGUAGCAGCAAAAUCGCUACCAUCUGCUUCUACUUCGUUCCCUUCCUUUGGAGCUGGAGCUCUUUCUGGAGCUGGAUCGUCUUCUAUGAAAGGUGCUGUGGAUCCACCCAAAAAUCCUAUAGCUUCCGGAUCAGGAUGGAAUUUUGGAGGCCCAUUUGGUAGCCCCGGUGCAGCCGCACCGAAUCUUUUUGGUACAGGAACAAUAGGACCGAUCAAAUCAUUGAAAUCAGCUUCAUCGCCUUCUGGGUUUGGAUCUGGUUCGAUUUCAGUUACAGGAGCGAAACCAUUCGAAUUUACCCCUAAACCCUUUUCAUUCUCAGUUCCAUCUACAAUGUCCGCAUCAUCUGAUGCACCAACAGCAGCACCUAAGCCAUUCUCGUUCACAGUGCCUACCUCCACCCCUGCUGCAUCAUCUUCCACUAGUGAUGAUCAAGCUAAUGAAAAGAUGCCGGACGAUACAAAAUCAAACCUGGUGGAUACGAGGGAAGGAGAGGAAGGAGAAAUAACUGUGUUUGAGGUCCGUGCAAAACUAUAUAGCAUCGUGGAUGGUAAUCUCAAGGAUAUGGGCGUGGGGCAAUUCAAAGUCAAUGAGAAUCAGGAGUCAAAGAGGCGUCGAAUGAUUAUGAGGAUAGGCGGAACUGGCAGUCUUGUCUUGAACAGUUGGGUCUAUACGGAUCUGCCCCCUAAACGAGAUGAACAAAAGACUACUCUGACAGUGUUUUCGGUUGAGGACGGAAAGCCCAAGAUGUUCAGAGUCAAAGUGAAGGAAGAGCAGUCUAGAGACGAUCUGUUCAAGGCUUUGGAAGCUGGUCUGAAUAAUAAUUAACUAUUAUACAUGAUAUAGAUUCCCUACUAAAAAUAACAAAGAGUUGUUUGGGCUUCGUCUUUUCGUUUCGUUUCAUUUCUAUAUUAUUUUAUGGUAUGGAGUGAUACAGCGUUGGAUAGAAGAUUGAUCAAUUGAGCGCGUUCAUCUUCUCGUUCUGGCGGUCCCUGUCUGGCUUGGAUAGCCCAUGCGACACAGUAAUGUCCAGCCAAUAGCUGCCACUCUUCAACCUCAUCAAAUAUCUCAAGAUUCGAAAUGC
This is a messenger RNA of Lobosporangium transversale, 2290 nucleotides long. RefSeq lists its product as hypothetical. Gene Ontology annotation, cellular component: nuclear pore. Gene Ontology annotation, biological process: intracellular transport. The transcript is spliced from 6 exons. The record is from RefSeq and is a predicted model, not a curated record. Lineage: Eukaryota; Fungi; Mortierellomycota; Mortierellomycetes; Mortierellales; Mortierellaceae. Bases 157 to 2034 code for a protein of 625 amino acids.